Psylliodes chrysocephalus is the source of this 192-nucleotide messenger RNA. Lineage: Eukaryota; Metazoa; Arthropoda; Insecta; Coleoptera; Chrysomelidae. The record is from the annotation of a GenBank genome assembly.
UGGAAUUAAAACCAUUGUAGAAAAUGUGGUAUUCCGCAAAUCAUACGCAAUUCUCACUCGCAUGUGAAUAAAUUAAUCGAGAUGAAGUGUCGACAAUUGUUAUUUGGAAUAUGUAACAUUAGAGGGAGUUAUGAUUCUUCAAUUUCCUUGGUAAUUCUUGCUUCUUGUUGGUGGAUCACUGAUGUAAAUUAA